AUGAAAAGGUGUGCUCCGGCCGUAUUAAGAACUUACAAUUAUAAGAAGGGCAUAUGGAGUACUGGCGUACCCAAUCAUAUAAAAAAGUUGCUUCGAGAUAAAUCGACCUCACCUUUAUGCUCACAGGAUGAGAGUAGUUUGAUGUCAUUCUUUAUGGCGCGCCGAAACGUUCCCCUGAAGUCGAUUGGCACUUCGGUAACGAAGAAGACAGAAACAUCAAUAGCAAGCAACUCUGCUACCAAAUCAUUUGAACGACAGUAUCUUAUAAACUAUCUUUAUCGGCAUCAAGCCUAUGGAAAUGUUAUAAAAAUUGCACAGAACUUUCUUUAUACCUCUAUCGGUUCACAAAGGGUGCUAAAGCAGGAUGCCUCAUUACCUGAAUUGAAAAAGUUUCUCCUCUCGUUGCUGAUUUUACAAAGAGGUAUCCAAUUAGAUCAAGCAAUGUCAGAUAUAAUAUUCCAGUUUUUGUUAACACAAAAGACAAUGGUUGUAGACCUGAUUAAUUCUAUUUUCUCGAAAAUGGUUACGAUGAAUAUGCACGGAGAAGCAGUGUAUAAAUGGGUCAAGUGGAUGAGGUUAGUUAAUGGUCAUUGUGAAUUUACUAACUAUAAGGAAAAUAGAAUAAUAUUGAGAAACUUUCUAUCUUUCAUGAGACAGUCCAAUAUUCACCACGAUUUCCUAUAUUAUCUGAAGGCUGUUCAGCUCACUCAGGGGCCGGCAAUAGCGUCUCAAUUUGCAACUACUUUGAUGUUCUUAUUAACUUAUAUUAGAAGAUUUUCUUUGGCGAAAACAAUUUGGAGCUACAAAUGUGAACAUAACUUACCAAUAAUAAGUUCUGACCUGACGUGUAUUUUGAAGACAUAUUGUCACAUGCAAAAAUUCUCUUUAGUUCCACAAACAUAUUGGAAGUAUCCAGAUGCUCAGCAUGACCAAGAUCAGUUUGAUUAUCUUUUAGUGGCCCAUUCUAAGCUGCAUGAUUGGAAUGCUCUACAACAACAGUUCAAUGCUCUUUUUGGUAUUGGUAAGCUACCUUCCAUACAACAUUACGGUAUUUUGAUGUAUACUAUGGCUAGAAUUGGUGAGCUAGACAGUGUCAAUAAACUCUAUACUCAACUAUUGAGGAGAGGCAUGAUACCGACGUACGUCGUUUUACAAUCUUUAUUAUACGCGCAUUAUAAAGUUGGGGAUUUUUCAGCCUGCUUUACUCACUUUGAGCUAUUCAAAAAAUACGACAUAGCGCCUUCAACAGCCACUCAUACCAUAAUGCUAAAAGUUUAUCGUGGUCUAAAUGACCUAGAUGGUGCGUUUAGAAUAUUGAAAAAACUAAGUGAGGAUCCCAACGUGGAAAUUACGGAAGGCCAUUUUUCCUUACUGAUACAAAUGUGCUCCAAAUCUACAAAUUAUAUGAUUGCUCAAGAGCUAUUCAAUCUUAUGACUGAUCAUUAUAGCAUUCAGCACACUGGAAAAAGUGUCGCGGCAUUGAUGGAUGUAUACAUUGAAAGUAAGAAGGAAACAGAGGCCAUAGCGCUAUUUGAAAGAUAUGUGAAGAAUUUGUCUCGGAGAGACGGUUUAAUUUCUGUAUACAACAAAGCGAUCAAAGCGUAUAUUGAAUUACGGAACGUUAAUAAGUGUGAAGAGAUCUUCCAUAAGAUCACAGAUUUAAAUCUGGCUGUUGACAGUGAAUUUUAUAAGAUGAUGAUGAAAUUUUUAGUUAUACUAAAUCGAGAUUACGAAACGGCAUUGAAUAUUAUAGAUGAAUUGGUUAAGCAUCCUGUGAUUAAAGUGGACGCUACACAUUUUGAAGUUUUAAUGGAGGCAUAUGACAAAAAAAGUUAUCGUGAUGGUGUAAUUAAUCUGUACAAAAUAAUGUCACAAAACAAGGUUCCAGCAAACUCCAAAAUAUUAUACUUCAUAUUGAAGGCUGUUACCAAAAAAAGCCUACAAAAUAACGAAGAAAUCAAAGAAACGAUAAAUAUGGUAGAAGAUAUUAUGAAAAACGCCGCCAAUGGAACUCUUGACGUUACGUAUAACAAACUACAUCCCUCGGUGAUGACAUGGCCUAUGAGAAUGAUUGUUAAGCAUGAUAGUCCUCAACGUGCUUUAGAAUUAUACAAUCAGUACAAUCAGCUUUUCUUCAAGAAGCACGAAUGGGUAUCAACUAAUAAUAAGUUUGUAAUGAUGAGAUCAUUAUUGGUACUAUUAGCUCAAAUUGAACAAUGGAAAGAUUUUGAGACACUAUUCACUAAAUAUAUGGAUCGUAUUGAAAACAUUGAAAACCUGCCAUCAUCUACAACGCCGAAUAUUAAGUUUAGAAGCCUAUUCAGUGGACUGCUCCCUUACAAAGUAAAUCAAUUAGUCGCAAUGAACAAAAUCAAUGAACUGCCCCUGCUGUGGAAAACGUUAAGGGAGAAGGGUUUUGUUUUAGAUAACAUUUCGUGGAAUAGCGCUGUAAACGCAUUAUUUAAGGAUUCAAGGACCCUCUCAUAUGGUAUGAAAAUUGUUGAUGAUACACUAAUUCAUGGAUACGACUUGAUUCAUAAGUUUAGACUAUUAACGAAACUAUCCGAGGACACUACGCACUCAACUGACAAAUCUUGGCAAACAUUGGAAAUGAAGGAAAAAAAUACUUAUAAAUUUCAACCCAAGUUGUACUUGAAAAGUGAUACAUAUAACAGUGUAAUGAGGCAUUUGGAUAUUUAUUUUGACGCUAUUGACGAUCUGAAGACACUAGAAGAUCAGAUACGUGAUUUCAUAUCGAAUUACAAGUAUUUCAUGAAAGACUACUUAUUGAAACCAAGAGGCAACGUUAGUAAAUGGGAGCAGAUUGAAAUGCGACAUUCCUCCUUCUUCAAAGAACUAAGAAAAUCUAAAAGAGUACUGCCUGCCAGUAAAUUCUAG
Messenger RNA from Saccharomyces mikatae IFO 1815, 2898 nucleotides. RefSeq names its product Pet309p (gene PET309). Lineage: Eukaryota; Fungi; Ascomycota; Saccharomycetes; Saccharomycetales; Saccharomycetaceae. The transcript has a single exon. Bases 1 to 2898 code for a protein of 965 amino acids. Gene Ontology annotation, molecular function: protein binding. The record is from RefSeq and is a predicted model, not a curated record.